Messenger RNA from Serinus canaria (Common canary), 16074 nucleotides. RefSeq names its product IgGFc-binding protein-like. The transcript is spliced from 67 exons. The coding region runs from base 1 to 15963 and encodes 5320 amino acids. Gene Ontology annotation, cellular component: membrane; extracellular matrix. The record is from RefSeq and is a predicted model, not a curated record. Lineage: Eukaryota; Metazoa; Chordata; Aves; Passeriformes; Fringillidae. Gene Ontology annotation, molecular function: protein binding.
AUGAGACCAUAUUCUACUUUCCUGUCUCCAGAAGCUAUUUGCAGUAUACAUGGGGAUCCCCACUACAACACAUUUGACAAUCAGUUACACAAUUUCAUGGGCACCUGCACCUACACCCUCUCCAAGCUGUGUGAGAGCAACAGCUCCCUGCCCUACUUCAAUGUGGAAGCGGCCAACGAGCACAGGGGAGGCAACACCCGCGUGUCCUAUGUCCGAUACGUGGAUAUUGAUGUCUAUGGCUACAGGAUCAACCUUGGUCAAAAAAGAGCUGUUAAGGUCAAUGGAGUCAGCCAGGUGGUCCCUGUGACCUUGGUCCCAGGCGUCAGUAUUUCCCUCAGCGGGCAGUAUGUUGUGGUCACUACUGACUUUGGGCUCAAAGUCAAGUUUGAUGGAAACCACAGAGCAGAAAUUACUCUUCCCAGUACCUAUAUGUCUAAAGUCUGUGGAAUAUGUGGAAAUUACAACGGGCAAAAAGCAGACGACUUUCUCAACCCGGAUGGAGAGAUGGAAGCCAACUCAACCAGCCUUGGCAACAGCUGGCAGGUUUACAACGACUCCAGGUGCUCACCAGAUUAUGGUCAUACUCCAAACUGCACUGAUGAUGAAAAACACAUGAUCCAAAGCAAUGCAUACUGUGCACUGGACUGUCCGGCCAACAGCCACUAUGAGCCCUGUGCUGCAGCCUGCCCUGCCACCUGUGUUGACCCAAUGGCUCCCUACAACUGCAGCCUGCCGUGCGUGGAGGGCUGUGUGUGCGACAGCGGGUACCUGCUCUACAACGACCACUGCGUGCCCAGCCAGCAGUGCGGGUGCUGGCACAACGGGCAGCACUACCCCGUGGGCUCUGAGUUCUGGACGGACAACACCUGCUCCUCCAAGUGCACCUGUCCCGCACGGGGAGGCAAAGUGCAGUGCUUCAAUGCCUCCUGCCCUGCGGGCCAGUACUGCGGGGUGCAGAACGGGCAACCUGUGUGCCUUGAACACUCCUACGGCAUCUGCCACGUUCACGGGGACCCCCACUACCAAACCUUUGACAAGGUGACGCACAACUUCAUGGGCAACUGCACCUACACCCUGGCCAAAGUGUGCUCCAACACCACUUCCCUGCCCUACUUCAACGUGGAGGCCAAGAACGAGCACCGUGGCAACCCCCACGUGUCCUACGUGCGCGAAGUCGUGGUUGAGGUGUAUGGACAGCGCAUUGUCAUCCUCAAGCAGCAGAAGAGCCACGUGCUGGUGAACAACGUGCGCCAGACGUUGCCGGUGAGCGCAGCAGGAGGGGCCAUCACAGUGAGCAAGAGCGGUCGCUACAUCGUCCUGGAGACAGACUUUGGCCUCAGGGUGUCCUACGACACUGACCACUCAGUGGAGGUGAAGGUGCCCACCACCUACUUCAACCUGACCUGCGGCAUGUGUGGCAACUUCAACAACCGCAGAGACGACGAAUACAUGAUGCCCAACGGGCAGCAAGCCACAGACUCCAAUGCUCUGGGAGAGAGCUGGCAGGUGCCAGACAGUGACCCCUCCUGCGGUGUCCCCGAGCCCUCCCCACCCUGCAGUGCAGAAGAGGAGAAGCUCUACCAGUCUGACCAGUUCUGUGGCAUCCUGACCACCAGGCCCAGCUCUUUUGAGAGCUGCCACGGUGUGAUCAACCCCCAGGACUACUUUGACACCUGCUUGUAUGACUUGUGUGCCCUGAAUGGUGGCCAGGAGUUCCUGUGUGCUGCUCUGGAGGCCUAUGCUGACGCAUGCCAGGCAGCUGGUGUGACUCUUCUUCCCUGGAGGAAUGCUACCUUCUGCCCAACCUGCACUGACCCUCUUGCAUCACAGAACUGCAGCAGACCUUGUGUAGAAGGAUGUGAAUGCAACAGUGGCUUUGUCCUCAGUGGAGAACAGUGUGUGUCCAUGAGCAACUGUGGCUGCUUUCAGGACGGCAAAUAUUAUGAGAUUGUCCUGGAGGGCAUGAUCGGUGAAGAUAUCCAUAGUGAUAUAGCUUUAGAUGAUCUGUCCAUUGUAAAGGGACAAUGCACAGACAUUACACCAACAACACCAGGACCCACAAUCACAACACCAUCAGAAGAGACACCCACAUCAACACCCAUGCCAGAUUCAGGCACCUGUGUGGUAGAAGGAGACCCUCACUACCACACAUUUGACAAUCAGUUACACAAUUUCAUGGGCACCUGCACCUACACCCUCUCCAAGCUGUGUGAGAGCAACAGCUCCCUGCCCUACUUCAACGUGGAAGCGGCCAACGAGCACAGGGGAGGCAACACCCGUGUGUCCUAUGUCCGAUACGUGGAUGUCGAUGUGGCUGACCAGCGGAUAAGGCUGGGACAGGGCGGAGUGGUGACGGUCAAUGGAGUGGAAGAGAUCCUGCCUUGCAGCCCAUCUGCGGGCGUGCAGGUCUUGUCCAGUGGGUUCUACACCAUGGUCAUGACAGACUUUGGCUUGAGAGUCAAGUUUGAUGGGAACCAUCGGGUGGAGGUGACACUUCCAAGCACCUUUGGGCAGAAGGUUUGUGGCAUGUGUGGCAACUACAACGGGAUAGCAGCAGAUGACUUCCAGAACCCAGAAGGGACAAUGGAGCCAGACUCCACCAGCCUGGGCAACAGUUGGGAAGUGUCCAAUGACAGCAGCUGCUCAGCAGGACCUGUGCCCACCCCAGCCUGCAAUGAGACCGACAAGGAACUCAUCAGCAGCAGCCACUUCUGUGGCCUCCUCACUGACACCAGUGGCCCGUUUCAGGUGUGCCACGCUGUGCUGAGCCCCAGCAGCUACUUUGACACCUGCAGCUAUGACCUGUGUGAGCUGGGGCUGGACCGUGAGACCUUGUGCAAGAGCUUGCAGUCCUAUGCAGAUGCCUGCCAGUCACUCGGUGUCCAGAUACCUGUGUGGAGGAACUCAACAUUCUGCCCAAUCGCUUGUCCUGAACACAGUCACUAUGAGCCCUGUGCUGCAGCCUGCCCUGCCACCUGUGUUGACCCAAUGGCGCCUGUUACCUGCAGCCUGCCGUGCGUGGAGGGCUGUGUGUGCGACAGCGGGUACCUGCUCUACAACGACCACUGCGUGCCCAGCCAGCAGUGCGGGUGCUGGCACAACGGGCAGCACUACCCCGUGGGCUCUGAGUUCUGGACGGACAACACCUGCUCCUCCAAGUGCACCUGUCCCGCACGGGGAGGCAAAGUGCAGUGCUUCAAUGCCUCCUGCCCUGCGGGCCAGUACUGCGGGGUGCAGAACGGGCAACCUGUGUGCCUUGAACACUCCUACGGCAUCUGCCACGUCCACGGGGACCCCCACUACCAAACCUUUGACAAGGUGACGCACAACUUCAUGGGCAACUGCACCUACACCCUGGCCAAAGUGUGCUCCAACACCACUUCCCUGCCCUACUUCAACGUGGAGGCCAAGAACGAGCACCGUGGCAACCCCCACGUGUCCUACGUGCGCGAAGUCGUGGUUGAGGUGUAUGGACAGCGCAUUGUCAUCCUCAAGCAGCAGAAGAGCCACGUGCUGGUGAACAACGUGCGCCAGACGUUGCCGGUGAGUGCAGCAGGAGGGGCCAUCACAGUGAGCAAGAGCGGUCGCUACAUCGUCCUGGAGACAGACUUUGGCCUCAGAGUGUCCUACGACACUGACCACUCGGUGGAGGUGAAGGUGCCCACCACCUACUUCAACCUGACCUGCGGCAUGUGUGGCAACUUCAACAACCUCAGAGACGACGAAUACAUGAUGCCCAACGGGCAGCAAGCCGCAGACUCCAAUGCUCUGGGAGAGAGCUGGCAGGUGCCAGACAGUGACCCCUCCUGCGGUGUCCCCGAGCCCUCCCCACCCUGCAGUGCAGAAGAGGAGAAGCUCUACCAGUCUGACCAGUUCUGUGGCAUCCUGACCACCAGGCCCAGCUCUUUUGAGAGCUGCCACAGUGUGAUCAACCCCCAGGACUACUUUGACACCUGCUUGUAUGACUUGUGUGCCCUGAAUGGUGGCCAGGAGUUCCUGUGUGCUGCUCUGGAGGCCUAUGCUGACGCGUGCCAGGCAGCUGGUGUGACUCUUCUUCCCUGGAGGAAUGCUACCUUCUGCCCCCUGCAGUGUCCUCCCAACAGCUACUAUGAUCCCUGCAUGACGGGCUGUCCUGCUACCUGUGUUGACCAACACGCCCCCCAGAACUGCUCCAAGCCUUGCAUGGAGGGCUGUGCAUGUAGCUCUGGCUUCCUCCUGAGCGGAGACAGCUGUGUGCCUGAGGCCAACUGCGGCUGCCACUUUGAGGGCAACUACUAUACUGAAGGGGAAUCCUACGUGAAUGAGAACUGCACUCGCCAGUGCCGGUGCGAAGCCAAAGGCCAGAUGGUUUGCUCUGCCCUGUCCUGUGGCGAGGAUGAGGUCUGCAAGAUCCAGGAUGGCCAGAGGGGCUGUUACCCAGCCAGCACUGCCAUCUGCCACAUCUACGGUGACCCACAUUACAGCACCUUUGAUGGGAAGCUCCACCACUUCCAGGGCUCCUGCAACUACACAGUGGUGACGGGCUGUGGCAACUCCUCCGUUGGCUUCAGUGUCACCACCCGCAACAAACAUCGCGGCAGCCAGAGCUGGACAGCUCUGAACUCUGUGGCACUGUCCCUCGAAGGCCUCCACAUUGCACUGCGCGAGCACAAGGCGGUCUACAUCAACGGUGCCCUGGUCUCCCUGCCUGCUUCUCCUGCCCCUGGCGUCACCAUUUCCCUGAGCGGCUCCUACGUGCGGGUUUCUACCAAGCUGGGCCUGCAGCUGCAGUUCAAUGGGGACCAUGAGCUCCUAGUGAAGGUGUCUGAGAAGUACAAGGGCAAACUCUGUGGGCUGUGUGGGACGUACACUGGGAGCCAGCAGGAUGACUUCAUGCGACCCGAUGGGGUGGUUGUACCCGACUUCAACGACUUUGGAACCAGCUGGAUGGUGCCGGAUGAUGAGUGGCCGUGUGACCCAGCCAUCAGCCCACCUGCAUCCUGCUCCCCUGCUGAAGAGGAGGCAGCUAACCAGCAGUGUUCAAUCCUCACACACCUCGGUGGCCCAUUCCAGCCAUGCCAUGCAGUUCUGCCACCCAAGACAUACUUUGAGAGCUGUGUCUAUGACCAGUGUGCCACGGGUGGCAGCACGGAGCAGCUCUGCAAUGACCUGGGGGCCUAUGCUGCAGCCUGUGCUGAGGCGGGCGUUGAUCUGGGAGACUGGAGUGCUGGCACUGUCUGUGGCACUACAACGCCACCUCCCCAUACAACAACAUCACCGUUGCCUGGGACAAGCACAGCUCCUCCAACAGACUGCAAUUUUGCCUGCACAUUUGACGAGGACUUCUGUGGGUGGGUCCAGGCAGAUUACAGCAGCAUUGACUGGAUAAGGAACAAAGGCCCAACGCCCACGCCAAAUACUGGCCCAUCCUCUGACCACACAACAGGAGAUGGCUACUACAUCUUCCUGCAAGGGAGUGCUGAUACUCUUGCCGGUUUUGUGGCUAUCCUGGUCAGUCCAGAGUGCAGCUGGGAAGGAACACUCUGCUUCCGCUUCUGGUACCACAUGUACGGAACUGCUCAAACAAUGGCCCUGCGGGUGUACGUGCAGAAGGGUGAUGAGCAAGUGAUGGUCUGGAAAGAAGUCGGGAACCAUGGAGACAGGUGGCACUUGGGAGAGGUCACAGUGAACACCACUGGAAACAUGCAGACCAUUGGCCACAGGUCCAUCGACACCAACACCCACGGUCCCCUUGCCAAGUACCACAACACAGCCUGUACUCACCACCUCACCAACAAGCCCCCCACCCAGCUCAGGAAGGCAGGAUUAGCUGCUUACAACAACCACUGCGUGCCCAGCCAGCAGUGCGGGUGCUGGCACAACGGGCAGCACUACCCCGUGGGCUCUGAGUUCUGGACGGACAACACCUGCUCCUCCAAGUGCACCUGUCCCGCACGGGGAGGCAAAGUGCAGUGCUUCAAUGCCUCCUGCCCUGCGGGCCAGUACUGCGGGGUGCAGAACGGGCAACCUGUGUGCCUUGAACACUCCUACGGCAUCUGCCACGUCCACGGGGACCCCCACUACCAAACCUUUGACAAGGUGACGCACAACUUCAUGGGCAACUGCACCUACACCCUGGCCAAAGUGUGCUCCAACACCACUUCCCUGCCCUACUUCAACGUGGAGGCCAAGAACGAGCACCGUGGCAACCCCCACGUGUCCUACGUGCGCGAAGUCGUGGUUGAGGUGUAUGGACAGCGCAUUGUCAUCCUCAAGCAGCAGAAGAGCCACGUGCUGGUGAACAACGUGCGCCAGACGUUGCCGGUGAGUGCAGCAGGAGGGGCCAUCACAGUGAGCAAGAGCGGUCGCUACAUCGUCCUGGAGACAGACUUUGGCCUCAGAGUGUCCUACGACACUGACCACUCGGUGGAGGUGAAGGUGCCCACCACCUACUUUAACCUGACCUGCGGCAUGUGUGGCAACUUCAACAACCGCAGAGACGACGAAUACACGAUGCCCAACGGGCAGCAAGCCGCAGACUCCAAUGCUCUGGGAGAGAGCUGGCAGGUGCCAGACAGUGACCUCUCCUGCGGUGUCCCCGAGCCCUCCCCACCCUGCAGUGCAGAAGAGGAGAAGCUCUACCAGUCUGACCAAUUCUGUGGCAUCCUGACCACCAGGCCCAGCUCUUUUGAGAGCUGCCACGGUGUGAUCAACCCCCAGGACUACUUUGACACCUGCUUGUAUGACUUGUGUGCUCUGAAUGGUGGCCAGGAGUUCCUGUGUGCUGCUCUGGAGGCCUAUGCUGACGCGUGCCAGGCAGCUGGUGUGACUCUUCUUCCCUGGAGGAAUGCUACCUUCUGCCCCCUGCAGUGUCCUCCCAACAGCUACUAUGAUCCCUGCAUGACGGGCUGUCCUGCUACCUGUGUUGACCAACACGCCCCCCAGAACUGCUCCAAGCCUUGCAUGGAGGGCUGUGCAUGUAGCUCUGGCUUCCUCCUGAGCGGAGACAGCUGUGUGCCUGAGGCCAACUGCGGCUGCCACUUUGAGGGCAACUACUAUACUGAAGGGGAAUCCUACGUGAAUGAGAACUGCACUCGCCAGUGCCGGUGCGAAGCCAAAGGCCAGAUGGUUUGCUCUGCCCUGUCCUGUGGCGAGGAUGAGGUCUGCAAGAUCCAGGAUGGCCAGAGGGGCUGUUACCCAGCCAGCACUGCCAUCUGCCACAUCUACGGUGACCCACAUUACAGCACCUUUGAUGGGAAGCUCCACCACUUCCAGGGCUCCUGCAACUACACAGUGGUGACGGGCUGUGGCAACUCCUCCGUUGGCUUCAGUGUCACCACCCGCAACAAACAUCGCGGCAGCCAGAGCUGGACAGCUCUGAACUCUGUGGCACUGUCCCUCGAAGGCCUCCACAUUGCACUGCGCGAGCACAAGGCGGUCUACAUCAACGGUGCCCUGGUCUCCCUGCCUGCUUCUCCUGCCCCUGGCGUCACCAUUUCCCUGAGCGGCUCCUACGUGCGGGUUUCUACCAAGCUGGGCCUGCAGCUGCAGUUCAAUGGGGACCAUGAGCUCCUAGUGAAGGUGUCUGAGAAGUACAAGGGCAAACUCUGUGGGCUGUGUGGGACGUACACUGGGAGCCAGCAGGAUGACUUCAUGCGACCCGAUGGGGUGGUUGUACCCGACUUCAACGACUUUGGAACCAGCUGGAUGGUGCCGGAUGAUGAGUGGCCGUGUGACCCAGCCAUCAGCCCACCUGCAUCCUGCUCCCCUGCUGAAGAGGAGGCAGCUAACCAGCAGUGUUCAAUCCUCACACACCUCGGUGGCCCAUUCCAGCCAUGCCAUGCAGUUCUGCCACCCAAGACAUACUUUGAGAGCUGUGUCUAUGACCAGUGUGCCACGGGUGGCAGCACGGAGCAGCUCUGCAAUGACCUGGGGGCCUAUGCUGCAGCCUGUGCUGAGGCGGGCGUUGAUCUGGGAGACUGGAGUGCUGGCACUGUCUGUGGCACUACAACGCCACCUCCCCAUACAACAACAUCACCGUUGCCUGGGACAAGCACAGCUCCUCCAACAGACUGCAAUUUUGCCUGCACAUUUGACGAGGACUUCUGUGGGUGGGUCCAGGCAGAUUACAGCAGCAUUGACUGGAUAAGGAACAAAGGCCCAACGCCCACGCCAAAUACUGGCCCAUCCUCUGACCACACAACAGGAGAUGGCUACUACAUCUUCCUGCAAGGGAGUGCUGAUACUCUUGCCGGUUUUGUGGCUAUCCUGGUCAGUCCAGAGUGCAGCUGGGAAGGAACACUCUGCUUCCGCUUCUGGUACCACAUGUACGGAACUGCUCAAACAAUGGCCCUGCGGGUGUACGUGCAGAAGGGUGAUGAGCAAGUGAUGGUCUGGAAAGAAGUCGGGAACCAUGGAGACAGGUGGCACUUGGGAGAGGUCACAGUGAACACCACUGGAAACAUGCAGACCAUUGGCCACAGGUCCAUCGACACCAACACCCACGGUCCCCUUGCCAAGUACCACAACACAGCCUGUACUCACCACCUCACCAACAAGCCCCCCACCCAGCUCAGGUCCACUUCCUACUACACCCUCUACUCCCCUGCCAAAUGUUACAACACCAUCAACACCAAGACCAACAACUACACCUGGAACGACCUCAGGUCCACUUCCUACAACACACUCCACUCCGCUGCCAAACGUUACAACACCAUCAACACCAAGACCAACAACUACACCUGGAACGACCUCAGGUCCACUUCCUACAACACACUCUACUCCGCUGCCAAACGUUACAACACCAUCAACACCAAGACCAACAACUACACCUGGAACGACCUCAGGUCCACUUCCUACUACACCCUCUACUCCCCUGCCAAACGCACCUGUGUGGUAGAAGGAGACCCUCACUACCACACAUUUGACAAUCAGUUACACAAUUUCAUGGGCACCUGCACCUACACCCUCUCCAAGCUGUGUGAGAGCAACAGCUCCCUGCCCUACUUCAACGUGGAAGCGGCCAACGAGCACAGGGGAGGCAACACCCGUGUGUCCUAUGUCCGAUACGUGGAUGUCGAUGUGGCUGACCAGCGGAUAAGGCUGGGACAGGGCGGAGUGGUGACGGUCAAUGGAGUGGAAGAGAUCCUGCCUUGCAGCCCAUCUGCGGGCGUGCAGGUCUUGUCCAGUGGGUUCUACACCAUGGUCAUGACAGACUUUGGCUUGAGAGUCAAGUUUGAUGGGAACCAUCGGGUGGAGGUGACACUUCCAAGCACCUUUGGGCAGAAGGUUUGUGGCAUGUGUGGCAACUACAACGGGAUAGCAGCAGAUGACUUCCAGAACCCAGAAGGGACAAUGGAGCCAGACUCCACCAGCCUGGGCAACAGUUGGGAAGUGUCCAAUGACAGCAGCUGCUCAGCAGGACCUGUGCCCACCCCAGCCUGCAAUGAGACCGACAAGGAACUCAUCAGCAGCAGCCACUUCUGUGGCCUCCUCACUGACACCAGUGGCCCGUUUCAGGUGUGCCAUGCUGUGCUGAGCCCCAGCAGCUACUUUGACACCUGCAGCUAUGACCUGUGUGAGCUGGGGCUGGACCGUGAGACCUUGUGCAAGAGCUUGCAGUCCUAUGCAGAUGCCUGCCAGUCACUCGGUGUCCAGAUACCUGUGUGGAGGAACUCAACAUUCUGCCCAAUCACUUGUCCGGCCAACAGCCACUAUGAGCCCUGUGCUGCAGCCUGCCCUGCCACCUGUGUUGACCCGACAGCUCCCAACAACUGCAGCCUGCCGUGCGUGGAGGGCUGUGUGUGCGACAGCGGGUACCUGCUCUACAACGACCACUGCGUGCCCAGCCAGCAGUGCGGGUGCUGGCACAACGGGCAGCACUACCCCGUGGGCUCUGAGUUCUGGACGGACAACACCUGCUCCUCCAAGUGCACCUGUCCCGCACGGGGAGGCAAAGUGCAGUGCUUCAAUGCCUCCUGCCCUGCGGGCCAGUACUGCGGGGUGCAGAACGGGCAACCUGUGUGCCUUGAACACUCCUACGGCAUCUGCCACGUCCACGGGGACCCCCACUACCAAACCUUUGACAAGGUGACGCACAACUUCAUGGGCAACUGCACCUACACCCUGGCCAAAGUGUGCUCCAACACCACUUCCCUGCCCUACUUCAACGUGGAGGCCAAGAACGAGCACCGUGGCAACCCCCACGUGUCCUACGUGCGCGAAGUCGUGGUUGAGGUGUAUGGACAGCGCAUUGUCAUCCUCAAGCAGCAGAAGAGCCACGUGCUGGUGAACAACGUGCGCCAGACGUUGCCGGUGAGUGCAGCAGGAGGGGCCAUCACAGUGAGCAAGAGCGGUCGCUACAUCGUCCUGGAGACAGACUUUGGCCUCAGAGUGUCCUACGACACUGACCACUCGGUGGAGGUGAAGGUGCCCACCACCUACUUCAACCUGACCUGCGGCAUGUGUGGCAAUUUCAACAACCUCAGAGACGACGAAUACAUGAUGCCCAACGGGCAGCAAGCCGCAGACUCCAAUGCUCUGGGAGAGAGCUGGCAGGUGCCAGACAGUGACCCCUCCUGCGGUGUCCCCGAGCCCUCCCCACCCUGCAGUGCAGAAGAGGAGAAGCUCUACCAGUCUGACCAAUUCUGUGGCAUCCUGACCACCAGGCCCAGCUCUUUUGAGAGCUGCCACGGUGUGAUCAACCCCCAGGACUACUUUGACACCUGCUUGUAUGACUUGUGUGCUCUGAAUGGUAGCCAGGAGUUCUUGUGUCCUGCUCUGGAGGCCUAUGCUGACGCGUGCCAGGCAGCUGGUGUGACUCUUCUUCCCUGGAGGAAUGCUACCUUCUGCCCCCUGCAGUGUCCUCCCAACAGCUACUAUGAUCCCUGCAUGACGGGCUGUCCUGCUACCUGUGUUGACCAACACGCCCCCCAGAACUGCUCCAAGCCUUGCAUGGAGGGCUGUGCAUGUAGCUCUGGCUUCCUCCUGAGCGGAGACAGCUGUGUGCCUGAGGCCAACUGCGGCUGCCACUUUGAGGGCAACUACUAUACUGAAGGGGAAUCCUACGUGAAUGAGAACUGCGCUCGCCAGUGCCGGUGCGAAGCCAAAGGCCAGAUGGUUUGCUCUGCCCUGUCCUGUGGCGAGGAUGAGGUCUGCAAGAUCCAGGAUGGCCAGAGGGGCUGUUACCCAGCCAGCACUGCCAUCUGCCACAUCUACGGUGACCCACAUUACAGCACCUUUGAUGGGAAGCUCCACCACUUCCAGGGCUCCUGCAACUACACAGUGGUGACGGGCUGUGGCAACUCCUCCGUUGGCUUCAGUGUCACCACCCGCAACAAACAUCGCGGCAGCCAGAGCUGGACAGCUCUGAACUCUGUGGCACUGUCCCUCGAAGGCCUCCACAUUGCACUGCGCGAGCACAAGGCGGUCUACAUCAACGGUGCCCUGGUCUCCCUGCCUGCUUCUCCUGCCCCUGGCAUCACCAUUUCCCUGAGCGGCUCCUACGUGCGGGUUUCUACCAAGCUGGGCCUGCAGCUGCAGUUCAAUGGGGACCAUGAGCUCCUAGUGAAGGUGUCUGAGAAGUACAAGGGCAAACUCUGUGGGCUGUGUGGGACGUACACUGGGAGCCAGCAGGAUGACUUCAUGCGACCCGAUGGGGUGGUUGUACCCGACUUCAACGACUUUGGAACCAGCUGGAUGGUGCCGGAUGAUGAGUGGCCGUGUGACCCAGCCAUCAGCCCACCUGCAUCCUGCUCCCCUGCUGAAGAGGAGGCAGCUAACCAGCAGUGUUCAAUCCUCACACACCUCGGUGGCCCAUUCCAGCCAUGCCAUGCAGUUCUGCCACCCAAGACAUACUUUGAGAGCUGUGUCUAUGACCAGUGUGCCACGGGUGGCAGCACGGAGCAGCUCUGCAAUGACCUGGGGGCCUAUGCUGCAGCCUGUGCUGAGGCGGGCGUUGAUCUGGGAGACUGGAGUGCUGGCACUGUCUGUGGUCCAUCGACACCAACACCCACGGUCCCCUUGCCAAGUACCACAACACAGCCUGUACUCACCACCUCACCAACAAGCCCCCCACCCAGCUCAGAUCGUGCUUCCUGCAGUGCCUCUGGGGACCCACAUUACAACACUUUUGACCACAAAGUCCAUAAUUUCAUGGGAAAUUGCACUUACACCCUCUCCAAAGUGUGCACUGCCUCGGAGAGUCUUCCAUACUUUGAUGUGUCUACAACAAAUGAGCACAGAGGAGCCAACACCAAAGUUUCUUAUGUGAAGUCAGUGCACGUGGAAGUCUAUGGCAAUCUGAUUUCUCUGUUGAAAAACAAGAAAGUGAAUGUGAAUGGUCACAGAAUGAACUUGCCUGUAUUUAUUGAAAAGAAGAUCAGUAUUCAAAGCAGUGGUGGAUAUGUUCUCUUGGAAACUGAUUUUGGACUGUGGGUGAGAUAUGAUGGAAAUCACUAUGCAGAAGUCUCUGUGCCUUCUAAUUACAGUGGUCUGCUCUGUGGCCUCUGUGGUAAUUAUAAUGGUGAUCCAAAUGAUGAUAAUAUCAAGCCCAAUGGUGACAUUGCAAGUGAUUCCACUGAUCUUGGAGAAAGCUGGCUGGUGCCUGAGAAUAACACCAUAUGCUCCAGUGGUGGGAAAGAAGAGCAAUGUGAUCCUGUGUUGGAGAGUGAGGCUAAGAAAAACACAGCAUGUGGCAUGAUCACAGACCCAACAGGAAUCUUCAAGGACUGCCACAGCAAGGUGCCUCCACAGAAUUUCUUUGAAAACUGUGUUUAUGACAUGUGUUUCACUGGGGGACAGUCAACAUCCUUAUGCUAUGGACUGCAGGCCUAUGCUGAGUCGUGUGUUAAUGCUGGGAUAUGCAUAGAGUGGAGGAAUGCUACUCUUUGCCCAAUGUCCUGUCCUGGAGGCAGCAUCUACAAGAGCUGUGGUACUAGGUGUCCCUCUACCUGUUUGAACAUCUCACCAGUUGAUUCCUGCAGUUCUUUGCCAGUGGAAGGUUGCUUCUGUAAGGAAGGCUAUGUUUUGAGUGGAGACAAAUGUGUGCCAGAAAGCAACUGUGGUUGUGUUGAUGAAAAAAACCAUUAUCACCAGCUGAAUGAAAGCUGGUUCCCCCAUAACCCCUGCACUGAGCGCUGCACCUGCAGGGCAAAUAACACCAUUGAGUGCAUAUCCUGGGAGUGUGGAGUCCAAGAGGAGUGCAGUAUUCUGGAUGGUGUGCUGGGCUGCCAUUCCAAUGGUCACGCAAUAUGUCAAGUGGUAGGAGAUCCCCAUUAUUUCACUUUUGAUGGAAUGAAGUACACUUUUGUGGGAACCUGCACCUACACUUUGGUUGAGGUUGUCAACACUGCCACCAAUGUCAUUCCUAUAACCAUACUUGGCAAGAAUGAAGACAGAGGACUAAGAGGGGCCACAUACCUGAAAGAAGUCUACAUCGAUUUGUAUGGUGUACGAAUCACCCUUCAGAAAAACCAAGGAAUCCUGCUGAACAACGAGAGAGUCUACACUCCAGUGCAGAACCGACUGCAAGGCGUGUCCAUUGGAAAUGUUGGCAGAUUUAUAGUAGUGGAAACUGACUUUGGUGUGAUAGUGAGAUAUGAUGGCAAUCACCAUCUGGAAAUCACCCUCCCACGCUCUUAUUUCUCACAGGUGCAUGGCAUGUGUGGCAAUUUCAAUGGUAAUCAUGAAGAUGAUCUGUCCUUGACCAAUGGUACAGCUGUCACUGCCCCACAGUUUGGAAAUAGCUGGGAAGUGGAGGAAGACAGUGAUAAGGGUUGUUUGCCAGACUUAAGAGAAGAUGAUGAGCCUCCUUGCACUGCUGAGAAUAAACAAGUCAUUGAAAAACAGUGCAAUGUUCUAAAAUCAGACAAAUUCAAAGCAUGCCAUAGCCUAGUCAACCCUGACGACUUCAUAGAGAUCUGCAUCUAUGAUAUGUGCCAGUAUGAUGGGAUGAAGUCUGCUCUCUGUGAUAUAGUUCAAGCCUAUGUGGACACCUGCAAGAAUCAUGGAAUCACCAUUAAAUGGAGGAAUAGCACAUUCUGUCCAUUGCCCUGCCCAUCCCGGAGCCACUACAAAGACUGUGUCUCUCCCUGCCCAUCAACAUGCAGUGACAUUUUUGCCUCUUCCCUUUGUGAGAAGACAGAAGAGUGCACAGAGGGCUGUGAAUGUGAUGAUAACUAUGUGCUCAGCAAUGGCAACUGUGUGCCUCUCAGCAGUUGUGGCUGCAGGGACGAUGACAACAAUUACUACAGUGCUGGGGAGACAUGGCUAACUCCACACUGCACCAAAAGAUGCCAGUGCCAGAAGAACGGUGUCAUCAGUUGCAGGAGCUACAGCUGUGAUUCCAGAGAAACCUGUGUGAUCAAAGAUGGAAAACACAAGUGCAAUCCAACAAGUUUUGGGAAAUGCCAGGUCAUGGGGGACCCACACUACAUCACCUUUGAUGGGCUGGUGCACCACUUCCAAGGGAAAUACACAUAUAUUCUGGCUCAGAGCAUCCCUGACCUACCUGACACUCUGACACAGUUCAGCAUUGAGGGCGUGAACUAUCCUUUACGUGGAAUUCGACGCAUUACUUACCUGAAAGAGAUGCUCAUCACUGUUUAUAACCACACAGUGCGAUUCAGGCAGAACAAGCAGGUUCUGUUGGAUGGUGUGAGAGUGUGGCCCCCUGUUCGACCUCAUGAGGGUAUUCAUAUAUAUCAGAGGACAACAAGAAUUUACCUGGAGACAGAUUUUGGCUUAUACCUGAGCUAUGAUGGCAGUCAAAAUGCAGACAUAAAGCUGGCUACCACCUACAGAAGCAGAGUGGAAGGCUUGUGUGGUAACUUUGAUGGGAUAUACAGAAAUGACUUCAAAAAUCCAGAUGGUGUUUGGGUGAGGAAUGUGAAUGUAUUUGGUGAAAGCUGGAAAGUUCCUCUGAAAAGAAGCUCUCGCCUCAGACGAGAUGUCAACUCAGAAAACGAGUCUGAGGAGAAACCAGAUCCAGGGCUUUUCCAAGGUUGCAAUGAAAAUCAGCUGGAGCAGCAAAACAAAACUUCCAAGUGUCAAAUCCUGACUGGCGUGAAUGGUCCUUUUGCCAAGUGUCAUUCUGCAGUCCAACCAGAUUUCUAUUUCACGAGCUGCCUGUUUGAUAUGUGUGUGGAAGGAGAUGAGGUUGCUAUCUUAUGUCGCAGUCUGGAGGAAUAUGCGCUGGCUUGUCAGCAGCAAGGAGUCAGCAUGGAUGACUGGAGGCAACAGACAGACUGUGGUAUGUCAUGUCCUCCCAACAGCAAGUACAACUCAUGCAUGUCUGCAUGUCCAGCAUCCUGCAGCGACCUGACCAGCCCCUCUGAGUGUGAAUCACCCUGUGUUGAAGGCUGUGAAUGUCUCCCUGGUUAUGUUCUUAGUGGCUUUGAAUGUGUGCCUUACAAAGAGUGUGGCUGCACAUACCUUAACAAAUACUAUCAGAUUGGAGAAAUAUUCACCACUGAUGACUGCUCUCAGAAAUGCCAGUGCACAGAAAGCUCCACUGUUUUCUGCUCUGAUGAUGUGUGUGGGUCUGGAGAAAUCUGUGGCAUUUCAAACUACAGUCGUGGAUGCUACAGGAGUGGCCCAUGUAUGCCAAAUCCUUGUAAAAAUGAUGGCAUUUGCUCUGAAACCUCCAACAGCACCUCCCUCCACUUCUGUGAAUGUUCAGAACUCUACACAGGACAAAACUGUGAGGCUGAAAAAAUAGCUGAAGACCCUGCCACAGAGGAUUCGGACUACACCAUUGCCAUUGUCAUCGGAGUUGUGGCAGGAGUAGCUGUUAUUGUCAUUCUCAUCUCCUCUACAGUGUACCUGUUCAGAAGGAAGAGAAAGACAGAUACAUGUGUUAUAACAAGGGAUUCUUCUUUGAAAGGGUCCAGGAAUAAAUUGGAUGCCAGAGUACAUGAGCAAGAUUAUGGCUGCAUUGUGAACAGUGCAUUUGAUCAAAAUGAAUACCCAAAUACACACCUAUAAUUAACAAUAUUAUUCCUAAUAAUUUGUCAUACUUUUUACUCUGUAUUUUAAUCAUAUUUCUAAUAUUCUGAGGAGAAAUAAUAAUAAAUUUAUCAUUGCAUUUGUUGAAAA